Tachysurus vachellii is the source of this 3678-nucleotide messenger RNA. It is a transcript of the gene prkg1b, whose product is annotated as protein kinase cGMP-dependent 1b. Gene Ontology annotation, molecular function: cGMP-dependent protein kinase activity; ATP binding. Bases 270 to 2282 code for a protein of 670 amino acids. NCBI's taxonomy places the organism in Eukaryota, Metazoa, Chordata, Actinopteri, Siluriformes, Bagridae. The transcript has 18 exons. Gene Ontology annotation, biological process: protein phosphorylation. The record is from RefSeq and is a predicted model, not a curated record.
AUACAGCUGUUAAUUAACUAGGUGCGUGUGUGUGUCGGGGAGGAUGAUCACUGCAGUUCAUUUCACCCCCUGGUCUGUUUGUAUUAAGUGAAUCUGGACGCUGAAGACUCUUAACGUUGAGCUCUCUCUCUCUCUCUCUCUCUCUCUCUCUCUCUCUCUCUCUCUCUCUCUCUCUCUCUCUAACUCUCUCUCUCUCUCUAUCUAUCUAUCUAUCUCACGCGCGCCCGCGCGCUCGUACGCACCUUCGGCACCGGCACCGAAGUUCCAAGAUGAGUGAUCUGGACGAGGAUCUGGCCAAGCUGCUUGUGCUAAAGGAUGAGAGGAUUAAGGAGAUGGAAAGACGACUCGGUGAGAAGGAAAAGGAGAUCCAAGAGUUGAAGAGGAAGCUGCAUAAAUGUCAGUCGGUGUUACCGAGCGCGCAGAUGAUCGGGCCGAGGACCAGGCGAGCUCAGGGCAUCUCAGCAGAGCCGCAAAGCUUCACCUCCUUCACCGAGCUCACAGGAGAGGCUUUUCGCAAGAUCUCCAAGUCUGACAGGUCCAAGGAACUUAUCAAGGAGGCCAUUCUAGACAAUGAUUUCAUGAAGAACCUGGAGCUUUCACAGAUCCAGGAGAUCGUGGAUUGCAUGUAUCCGGUGGAAUAUGACAAAGAGAGCUGCAUUAUUAAAGAGGGCGACGUGGGCUCACUCGUGUACGUUAUGGAAGAUGGCAAGGUGGAAGUGACCAAGGAGGGCAUGAAGCUGUGCACCAUGGGACCAGGCAAAGUGUUCGGCGAGCUGGCCAUCCUCUACAACUGCACCCGCACCGCCACCGUUCAGACUCUCACCAACGUCAAGCUCUGGGCCAUUGACCGCCAGUGUUUCCAGACCAUCAUGAUGAGGACAGGACUCAUCAAGCAUGCAGAGUACAUGGAGUUCCUCAAAAGCGUUCCAACAUUCCAAGGCCUUGCAGAAGAAAUACUCAGCAAACUCGCGGACGUCCUGGAAGAGACGCAUUACAGCGAUGGAGAAUACAUAAUCAGACAGGGUGCUCGAGGAGAUACCUUCUUCAUCAUCAGUAAAGGAAAGGUGAACGUUACCCGAGAGGAUUCGCCCAAUGACACCGUUCAUCUACGUGGCAUGGAGAAAGGGGACUGGUUUGGAGAGAAAGCUCUUCAAGGAGAAGACAUCAGGACGGCCAACGUCAUUGCCGCUGGAGCUGUCACCUGCCUGGUCAUUGACAGAGAUUCAUUUAAGCAUUUGAUUGGAGGUCUGGACGACGUCUCGAACAAAGGCUACGAGGAUGCUGGAGCCAAAGCAAAAUACGAGGCAGAAAACGCCUUCUUCUCCAACCUGAAGCUGGUGGACUUCAACAUCAUCGACACCUUAGGGGUGGGAGGAUUCGGACGAGUCGAGCUGGUGCAGCUCAAAAGUGAGGAGACCAAAACGUUCGCCAUGAAGAUUCUGAAAAAGCGCCACAUCGUGGACACGCGGCAACAGGAACACAUCCGCUCUGAGAAACACAUCAUGCAGGAGGCGCAUUCAGACUUUAUAGUGAGAUUAUACAGGACAUUUAAAGACAGCAAAUAUCUGUAUAUGCUGAUGGAAGCCUGUUUGGGAGGAGAACUAUGGACCAUUCUUAGAGAUAGAGGAUCUUUUGAAGACUCCACAACACGUUUUUACACAGCCUGUGUGGUGGAAGCCUUUGCUUAUUUGCAUUCCAAAGGGAUAAUUUAUCGAGAUCUCAAGCCAGAAAAUCUCAUCCUAGAUCACAGAGGCUAUGCCAAGCUGGUGGACUUUGGUUUUGCCAAAAAGAUUGGAUUUGGGAAGAAGACGUGGACUUUCUGCGGAACUCCAGAAUAUGUAGCCCCAGAGAUUAUCCUCAAUAAAGGUCAUGACAUCUCAGCAGAUUAUUGGUCACUUGGUAUCCUCAUGUAUGAACUCCUGACUGGCAGCCCACCGUUCUCAGGGCCAGAUCCAAUGAAGACAUACAAUAUAAUUUUAAGAGGUAUCGAUAUGAUUGAAUUUCCAAAGAAGAUCACCAAAAAUGCUGCCAAUCUAAUAAAGAAACUAUGCAGGGACAAUCCAUCUGAGAGAUUAGGAAACUUGAAAAAUGGGGUGAAAGACAUCCAAAAGCACAAAUGGUUUGAAGGCUUUAACUGGGAAGGGUUGCGUAAAGGGACUCUUAUCCCUCCUAUUAUACCUGAAGUGUCAUCCCCCACUGACACCAGUAACUUUGACAGUUUCCCAGAGGACAACGAGGACCCACCACCCGACGACAACUCAGGCUGGGACACGGAUUUCUGAUCCAAUUUGCCUGUCUGACUGUCAGUCAAAACCUUCAGGACAUGGUUGUGUUGAGUAAGUUUAGUGACUGCUGCUCAAGUCGGCAAAAUUAAACAAAAAAAAAACAUUAGAUGUCCAGCUCUGGGUCACCAUGAUGCCUUCCCCAAUGCUGUUCCCAUUGGGAUGCCCCAGAUCCAUAAACGCCCCCCAAAAAAACGCCCAUUUUUCUGUGUUGAGUUUUGAAGACACGCUCUGAUAGCUUUAUCACAUCUCAUUAUUCCUCCUUUACGUUCUGUCCAUUUAUAGACCUUUACGCUUCUGCUCUAUUUGCCUUUUACUGAUUGGACAGAGCAUGAGUUAAACCUGGUCGUGCUGUUAAAACUCCACGCUCACUUGCUUUGCAGAGCUUUAGUUUCUUAGCCAGUGUAAGAGUAUAUCAUAUAUGAUUGUGUAUAUAUACGGUUACUAUAUAUUUGGAAAGUCUCAGACACUAUACGUCAUUAAAGAGUGAAAACAUACGUAAUAAAAGUUGCAAAGGCAUAUGUCCUUAAAUAUGACAAAAUGCCCUUCCACUUUAAUGCUUCUCCACCAUGCCUAUCUAGUCAGAUGAGUAUUCAUAACAGUUUUGCUUCAAAUAGAAUCACAGCUCUGUAUUCUUAAAAAAAAUGUCAAAAAAAAUCCAUCCAUCCAUCCACUAAUUUUCUUAUACUGAAUGUGUCUUAGUCAAGGGUCAGCGUGUGCAGGUUUACACCACCAGAGGGCAGUCUGUGACAAAACACAAGCCACCUGAGGCGAAUGAGUGCAUGAAGAGAAAGACAAACAAUCAGCAAACAAUUCUAAUGUAUAUGCUGCUAUCUGACCUGCCCUGACAUUACUGCUGGCCAUGCCUACUCCAUAACCACAAUCAUCCAAUCAUCGAUGGCCAGCCGACCGCCUGAAGGCUGACAAUAGCUUGAACACAAACUACUGUGCUGGAAAACAAAUUAAGGGUUUUUAUUUAUUAUAGGACCAGAGGUAAAUAUUUAUGUACAUAUUCAGUGCUGAUAUUUUUGUGACACUUGUAGAAGAAUAAUAAGAAAAAAAAAAACAUUGUCAGAGUAAAGCUGGCUUUGUUAUUUCAUUUGUUUGGAAUAUGUUUUAUCUGUAUGGUACUUUGUAGAAUUCGUCGAACUCUUUUGUCCGAAACUUCAUGAUGGACAGUUUGUGCUUAUCGUUUUGUUUUGUUUUUUGUUGUUGUUGUUUUUUCUGGCAUUAUGAGAAGUGCCUUAAUUCAAUGGCAUUCAAUGUAGACCCUACGUUGGUACUGAUGCUGCAUGACUAGGUGAACACCUCAAAUAUGUAAUCCUUACUCGUUUGUGGCUUUUUUAAGGUUCAGCGAUUUCUAUGCCUUUUUCUUACAAUAAAAGCAUCAAGCGUA